CAUUUCGCCUGUUCCUUUGCAAGUGAUGCCCAAAUCUGUGGAGUAGCACAAUGGCUGUUGAAGCAGGUGUUAAGACAUGUGGACAGAGGAAGUCACCCGCUUCUCCCCGUGAUUGUCGACAAACAUUCAUUUGAGGGGCUCGCUCGGGACAUUUAAGUUGAAAAACAAGACAGUGACAGUCAGUGUGAGUCGGGAUGCUCGGUCAGUCUCCUCACCUUAUCGGUGGCAUCUUGUGGAUCCAGAAUCCAAUGAGAGCUGUUCACUGCAACCUGAGCCAGAAUGGCAUCGACCAUCAGAUGUGUCCUGAUGACAUGACGUCUCAGCUGGAGGAGGAGGAAGACUCUGUAGAUGUUGGAUCCGUGCUGCUGGAUGAUGACAGCCCAAGCUACCCAGACGUUAGCCCUCCCAUGUACCAUCGCCGAUCUCCGCCACAACGCUCAGUCUCUGAAUCUGAGCUAACCCGGCCAGGAUAUGUGAAGCUGUCCAAGCCGGUGGCCCUGUGGACCCAACAGGAUGUUUGCAAGUGGCUGAAAAAGCACUGUCCCAAUCAGCACCAGAUCUACAGCAACUCUUUUAAGCAACACGACAUCACAGGACGGGCUCUGAUGAGAUUGACAGACAGAAAGCUGGAAAGAAUGGGUAUCAUGCAGGAAGCCCAGAGGCAGCACAUCCUGCAGCAGGUCCUGCAGCUUCGUGUCAGGGAGGAGGUCAGGACUCUUCAGCUUCUCACACAAGCCUCUCUGGAGUGCACUCCGUCUUCACCAUAGUCUGAUGGAGCAGGACUACCCAAUCACAGAAGGACAUGGAUGCACACGCCACCUUGCCAACAUUCACCAACACCUGUUUUUUCCUGGAACGGUCACAGCUCUCCGACUCACACCUUUGUUCUCUGUCCUGAACUUCUCCAUAAACUGAUCUGGAAAAUGUACCGCCUUCUUCCAAGACACUCCUGAAAAUCCCCCACAAGUCUUAACUCACUGUUUCCUCACAGUCCAAACAAUUCCUUACAGCUUCCUGGAAUCUGACCAAUAGCUACUUUCCAUUACAGACUUCUAAUCUCCAGUCAUUUCUGAGCUAUACAGCCAAACCUCUAAUGCUAUAACUCCUACAGUUCCUAUUAAACACCCGUUUACUCCCUCAAGAUCAACAUGGACGCUCUACCCAGAAUCCAAUGUUUGCUUAGCUGGGUCUUUUAAAAGCAUUUUUCCACCACAGAUACCUGUUUGUGCUAUUGUACUGUUUAGAAUCUUAACCCAGAGCACCAUCCCACUUUUAGAGUAAAUAGUGACACCUACAAUACCAUCCACAUUGUAAUUCUGUCCCUCAAACGUAAGCCCUUUUCACAUAGCUCAUUCAAGGUGAGACUGGUGUAUGUUUAUUAUGCAUUGAUACCUUGUGUGUACGUCCAGAGGGAGAAUGGAGAAUGUGGACUUUAAGAUGAUGUGCCACUGAUAUGGUGGCAGUCUCAAAGCUAAAGUAAUGUACAGUGUUAAGGGUGUAGUAUACUUCUCUUAAGAAGAAAUCUGUUGUACAUUAGCUGAUUCCUUGAAGCUGACUGCUGUUUGCAAAAACACUGAUGUGGCGCCUCUAUUCAGUAUGUAUUGUUUACCAAAGGCGAACAGUGGUGACUUUUUUUUUUUUUUUAAUUAUUUGCAACGGCUGUGUGAAAAGGGCUGAUUUUAUGUAUUUAUUUAUUUUAUUUUUAUUUUUUUUGUCUGAGCCACCUUAACCACCUUAUCAUAACUCUUUCAUGUGUGCUUUUUCCUCAUGCUGAGCUUGGUUCUGCCCUCCUGAGGACAGAAUAAAAGGCUAUCUACAUGUCCAACACGGAAGAUGUACCCCUCCUCAGACUAUAUUCCCACAACCACAUUAGGGUGAUACAUUUUGCACAACUCUGUGUGUCUUUGCGGUCUUUCUCUCUGUAAUCCUGUGAAUAAGUCAGUUAAAAACGUGUUAGACGAUGCCUAGUAAAGUAUUCUUACCUCUACUCAAUUUUUUAACCCUCCCUGUAGCGUGUAUUGCCCUCGUAGGGUAGAUGAUAAGCCUGAGAGAACUUCACUGUGAUAAUAUUCAGUAAGUAAGAGAGAAAAGACUUAACUUGGUGCUCUGUUAAAUACAAUUAACUUGGCUCCCUUAAGUAAACAACAUUGCUGUUAAGAAAAAAAAUCUUAAGGUGAUUAAGCAAAACCUGAAAAAAUAAAUAUGAUCUUCAAAGGUACCUAAAAGCAGGUAAACAAACUUAGCAGCUUGAUUUGAUUUUAGAAAGGAGAAAGGAAGAAAGAGAAAGGGCUCUACGAACCAGGAGAUGCUUAGACUUGAAAUUUCUUUUCUGUAAUGUCGAGAGAAAAAGAACAAAAAGAGAAAGAAUACAUUACAUAGACAUGAGUGUAGCCUUUUUCAUUUCCUGUCCCUCAUAUUUCAUUGUCUGCUUUCCAUCUCACUGCUUGAAACUGUUUUUAGAAGAGUUAUAUUCAAAAAGUGUAGAUGUACUGUGAGGAGAAGCUCAUAAUGCAAAUGUUGACUCACUUUUAUCAGGAAAAUACAUCAUAUACUAUUUAUGUGUGAUGACUUAAACCUCUGUUGUAAAUGUGAAUAAUGGCCACUCACUGUUGAUAUUAUAGAUAUUUUAUCUUUACUUACAAGCACACGUGUUUAAUGAAACAAAACAGCUGUUAACUGGAACAUCAUCUGCACCAUGACAUGUCUAUCACUGUAAAUACAUUAUAAGACUCGUAGUCAGUAUAUUGACCUCUCAAUGUCAACCACUUAUUCCAGUGUUCUGAAAGAAAUAUUUAUCAAAAGCUCUUAUCUGUGCUGCUGCAGCAUGAGCUGUUGUCAGAGUAACAACAUCUACUCUUUCCUGGAUGGGAGCUGUCAGUUAGGGGUGGGUAAAAUCGCUCCUGCUGUUAGGGAAGAGAGAAAAGAACAGGGGGUCAGAGUCCUGAGAGACACUGCACUUUAAUGGGAUUCCAUUUGUACACAGGUCCAUCUAUGUCCAGCCAUGCAUUGUUUGGAUAGCAGCCGUGGCCUUAUGCGGCAAAGAGCUGCAAGCAGAUUGAAUUGUAUUGAUCAGUUCUGCAGGACAUAUACAGUCAGCCCUCCAGGAUUGCAAAAUCCUCAAGGUGUGUGUGUGCGUGCAGACAAGUUUGUGUGUGUGUGUGUUGACAGUCACAGAAAUUGAGUUGUUCAGACUAAAACACAAGUGGUUAUUUCAUGGCUGGGUGGAGAUGCCAUGUCCAUGUCUGUCAAGGCCACAGGAGGAAGGGGAAGGCUGAAGCAUUAGGUUUGGAAUUUCUCCACUUCUUGAUUUCAAAUUGAAAAAUAUCCAAAACUUAGUGGAAAAAAAAAAAAUUGCAUGGUACAAGGUCACAUAGAGGAAGAUCUGGCUUAAUUUAUGCCAAAUAUGUUAGGAAGGAGUUCUUAAUUUUGUCAUAAAAAAUAAUUUGAUCAAAGUAUUUGUAUCUAACGUUUCUGGCAGUUAUCAGUUUAAAGUGGCAAUUACAAAGAUUCUCAUUUAUAUAAAUGUGGUCAUUCUUUCUUAAUCGAGUAGUCUAAAGAUUGAUCCUAAUGCAAUAUUUAUAUAAAUGUAGUAUUAAGAAUUUGGUCUCUAUGGCAAUAUAAAAAGGAAAAAUACUAAUUAUCCAAACCAAACAUUUUCUACUGGUAAAGCUUCAAUUGGCGAAACAAGAGCUAGUGGUAAUUAUGAAAGUACCAAUAGAGCUAAUCAAAAAUGUGUUUACACACUGGAAAAAAUAAUUUAUUGCAUUUUUCCAUAUCACCUCUGUUUAAAAUAAGGCAGGGGGUGAAAGGAAAAAAAAAAAAAGCAUCCAGAGGGAGGCGACAGGCUGCACACCUCCAGCUUCCCAGCAAAGGAAUCGACUUUUUUCCACUGUCCCCUGCUGUCCACACACUCAUGCUGUCAAUAAUAUCAUGGUUGUUCGCAGAAUGAUGGAAAAAUGCCAAUUACUGCCUGACUUCUUCAUUAAAACAACGAUUUCUUUCUGCCCCCUGAAUUAUGUGACCUGUAAAUGGACUGCAGUUAUAUAAUGUCAUUUCAGAAGGUUUGUUUUAGCUUACAACCCACAUUCAUUCUUUUAUAAACGCAUUUGUACUACUGUUAAAUACAUUGAAUAUGACUGGAUCAAAAAGCAAAACACUAGAAAACAUAAGUCAGUAGAACUUUUAAAAUUUUAUUGCCAAAUUUGAAAGCAGAAGGAAUGAUGAUGAGUUGUCACUUGUAAGCUGCCAGGUAGGGCCGGGCAAAGGCUGUUGCAGCUGAGGGGAGGCUAGGCUGGGUACAGAAUGAAGCUGUUGACAAUCCAAGCAAUGAUGGACAGCAGAGAAGCUUUCUUGGACAACUAAGCACAGUGGCCUUAGCUUUGCUACCACUGUGGUUGGUUUAACAAUCUGAUCAUGUAUGGCUGGAGAACAUGGGUAGACAUACUGCUGUUUCAUGAACUGAUAAACCACAUGUGUAAGCCGAUAGCAACAGAACCAGGUGGGAAGAGGACUAAAGCUCAAUGUCUGCAACUCAAAAAUAAAUAAAAAUAAAAUAAAAAGACUGGACAGAGAACAUGGACAAGAAUGAAGGGGAGAAACUGUAUUAAAAUAAAUAAGUAAAUAAAAAUAAGGGGAAAAAGAGCAGCUACAGUCACAAUCAUGUCAAACCACGAGCACAUUGAGCAUGUAUCAUGGUAACUGGAAAAAAUACUGGAGCCACUAUCUUGGCAUGUUGAUGCUUGAGCUCCAACCAUGAACUUUUCAAUUGGUGGACAGCUUGCACUCUCUUGAGCCAUAGCCUACUUUUGAGAUUGCCAUUUUAACCCUCAUACUAGCUUUAAAAAAAAAGUGUGAUUGUAACCCUUAGUGAGGUAUGAAAUUAAUGUAAAUGUCAGUUAGAUUUGUUUAGCAUAAAGGCUGCAAAAAAAUGGUAAAAAGCAACAAGCAUUAGCUGUUUGUAAUAUUUUCACUCUUUUCCACCCACCUCUGUCUAAUAAAUAUAAAGGUCAGCACUUGGAAAUACUAUCUACCAAUCCAUAUAAAUUAGCAGAAAUGCACAAAAGAAAUUAGGUAUAAUGUGUUAGCUACUGAGCUUUAUGGGAGAAGAGGAUUUGCUGCCUUUUAUAGUCAAGGUCAACUUUACAAAACUGCUGAUUGUGGCUCUAUGAAUAAUGGACAUGGGAUGGGUGUUGAUGUAGUUUUACAUUGACUGUGUGUGUAUAUAUAAAUAUGUGUGUGUGUAUAUAUAUAUAUAUAUAUAUAUAUAUAUAUGUAUAUAUAUAUAUACACACACACACACAUUUUGUUCAGAUACAAGGUGCUUCCCAAAAUCAAAGCUGUUUCCAUGGUAAGAUGGCUAAAUGCUUCCAAGUCAAUCUAAGGCUAGGAAAACCUCCCUCCUUGUAUUAUGAAAACAUAAAGUAACAGUCCUAAUGAGUGAACAUAGGCCACAUCGCAGUCUAACCUUCAUUUAUGUCUAAUAGAUGUAACAGUUGAAAAAAUUAGCAUGGUUGUUUAAUAGCUAGUAUCCAUUAGCAGCUACUUACUAGCCAUUUACAGUAUAUUAGCAAUUUAGACAUGCUGUCUUUGAUGGAAUAUUAAAAUGUUUAAUUUCAUUGGGUACAGUGAAAACAAACAGAUAGUGAGAUUUUAUGUCUUUUGGAGAGAUUUCAUGAUGUGACAUCCUAAAAACAGCCAUUAAGGAUCCUCGCUUCCCUGGCUUUAAGUAGAAUCUAUUGUUCUAAAGAUUUAAAUCUACAAGUACUAUAGAGCCUGUCAGAAUACUUGUCCAUGCAUUCCUGAAAUCUAGUUAAGGAAGAAGAGUAUAAAGCUGACUUCCAGUGUUAUUCCAGUGACCAUUUCUAAUACUGCAUUUCAGUGUGGCCAUAAAAAAUAUAUUCACUGUUUAUAACAAGAUGUUUUCCUUCUCCCUCAAAGUGUCUUUAAAAUUAUUUUCUGCAGGUUUACACAGUUUUGGGCCAAGGUCUACAUAUCCUCACUGGUAUUCUUCUGAACAACACAUAUAGCAAUGUGUUUUAGUGAUCUAUUUCCCAGGCUGCAGACUUAUAAUAACCCAGGGUGCAGGCAGGAAAAUAUUGAUCUUUUUUGGGAAUGUGUGUUCCUUACUCAAAGGAAUGACGUGAGGGAACAGAUGUUUCUCCAGAGGCGUGAGGGAAAGUUUUCCACCGUGUUUCUGGCUCUGACAUCCAGGUAUAACCAGCUCGAGCUGUGGCUGCUGUGCCAAGGUGUCCAGGGACUUGCCUGAACUGGCUGAGCCCAGAGUCUCAUUGUACCUGUAAGCCAUUUGGCAUGUACUCGUAUACGCUGACACACAGUGUAGGAUUACACAUGAGAACGCUAAAACAAACCUCACUCAUCAAUAUUGCACAAGAACAUUGACACACACUGAGUCACAGGUAAAACGCCAACAAAUUCAAACAUUGUGUGUAAUAUACACAUCCACAAGCACACAGACACACAAACUCACAUGUUUCAUAGUAGAUAUGCAUAAAUACAUGUGAUCAUUUGAUGCCUCAAAAUGUUACAGAAUAUUUUUUCUGCCAUCUUAAACAGCAUGUUUUGGUUAUUUUUUUUUUAUUUAUUUUUGAGAGGCAUGCAGAAAAAAUCUUUACUCCCCAUCUAUCUUUAUAUAAGGUGCCUAAUGAUGGAUAUUAAUGAUGAUACUGAUAUAUUGAUGAGUAUAUAUAAUAAAGUCAAAAAUCUUAACGUA
This is a messenger RNA of Melanotaenia boesemani (Boeseman's rainbowfish), 6730 nucleotides long. RefSeq names its product sterile alpha motif domain containing 12 (gene samd12). Gene Ontology annotation, cellular component: cytoplasmic side of plasma membrane. The transcript is spliced from 6 exons. NCBI's taxonomy places the organism in Eukaryota, Metazoa, Chordata, Actinopteri, Atheriniformes, Melanotaeniidae. Gene Ontology annotation, molecular function: protein binding. The record is from RefSeq and is a predicted model, not a curated record. Bases 195 to 767 code for a protein of 190 amino acids. Gene Ontology annotation, biological process: cell surface receptor protein tyrosine kinase signaling pathway.